AUGGAACAAUUUGCCAAAGAAUUGAAGCAUAAGAGGAUUACACUUGGCUUCACACAGGCUGAUGUUGGAUUAGCUUUGGGAAAUCUCUAUGGGAAGAUGUUCAGCCAGACCACCAUCUGCAGGUUUGAAGCACUCCAGUUGAGUUUCAAAAACAUGUGCAAGUUGAAGCCAAUCCUUCAGCGUUGGCUGAAUGACGCGGAGAAUAAUGGCGGCCUGCAGGAGAUUUGUAACAUGGAGCAGGUUCUGGAUCAGUCAAGGAAAAGGAAGAGAAGAACCAGUAUUGAGACUGGUGUGAAGAGAAACUUGGAGACCUACUUCAUGAAGUGUCCUAAGCCCACCAGUGAGGAGAUCUCUCAGAUUGCUGAAGAUCUCUGCUUAGACAAAGAGGUGAUCAGAGUUUGGUUUUGCAAUAGAUGA
This is a messenger RNA of Hemiscyllium ocellatum (epaulette shark), 417 nucleotides long. Its product is annotated as POU domain, class 5, transcription factor 3-like. NCBI's taxonomy places the organism in Eukaryota, Metazoa, Chordata, Chondrichthyes, Orectolobiformes, Hemiscylliidae. The transcript has a single exon. The record is from RefSeq and is a predicted model, not a curated record. Gene Ontology annotation, biological process: regulation of transcription by RNA polymerase II. The coding region runs from base 1 to 417 and encodes 138 amino acids. Gene Ontology annotation, molecular function: DNA-binding transcription factor activity, RNA polymerase II-specific; RNA polymerase II cis-regulatory region sequence-specific DNA binding.